Messenger RNA from Ascochyta rabiei, 4083 nucleotides. RefSeq lists its product as uncharacterized. The record is from RefSeq and is a predicted model, not a curated record. The transcript has 5 exons. Bases 1 to 4083 code for a protein of 1360 amino acids. Gene Ontology annotation, molecular function: ATP binding; ATP-dependent chromatin remodeler activity. Lineage: Eukaryota; Fungi; Ascomycota; Dothideomycetes; Pleosporales; Didymellaceae.
AUGAGCGACGACACUUCCAAUGACCAACUCGUUCUAAUACGCGCAGCUUCUAACGGGCCGGAUGAUCUCUUCGAAGGAUCCGAGGACUCAGAGUCUCGGUUCGAUGACCCAAACGACUCUACAGGCACCGACGACGAUCAAUCUGCGGCUGAAGACGGACAUGCUGCAGCUCUUGUCAUUCUCUCACGGGACGAUCACGUCUUUGCGCAACAAGUAUUUGGUGUCGAAGGCUACCGCGAAGUUAUUUCGGCACACGAACAGCAACAAAAAGACAUUCAAGAAUCCAUUGAGCACGAUAUUCAACCUGGAACGCAAUCUCUCGUUUCAUAUGCUGAUGCCGCCAUGUCUGAUCAUCACGACACUGAUCUUGCACCUCAAGAACAGACACAGCAACAAACACAAGGAUACGAGGAAGAAUUCCAACAGCAUGCUCAGCGAGCCCAUGAUGAGCCCUCCUACAUUAAACCAAUCCACGAAGACUCCACCGAUCGCGAUGCCACCAUGGAAGAUGUGCCAGAUGAAUCGGGUGGUGCAAUGCUGGCUACUGUCUCUCUAUCAGACCAAAAUGAAGUUGACAUGAAUGAUUCUUCAUCUCUCUUCGUCCCAGAGCACAGUCCAGCUUUCCACACGCCUGGACCGCUUCCCAGUCCUCCACACUUGAACGCCUUACCAGUGCAUCAGACUUCAGCCUCUACUGCUUCGCCUGCGCCAUCCGCCGACAAGAUGUCAAUUUACGCCAAAGUCCGCAGUAUGCAGAAACGAGCUCAGGAAAAAAAGAAACUCGUGGCCCAACAUGCCGCAUCGUCCCAUCUUGGUGCUGAGCUUGACCCAGAAGUAUAUCUGGAGGCUGUGACGGCUGGUAUCAGACCUCCAGCCGGAACCCAUACUGUCCAAGUGGACGAAGAUGAGGCGGCUCAUAGACGAGCCUUGGCCGAGUUCCAGAAGCAGGAGAAAUACUACAAUAACAUCAAGACGCAGCACAAAGGUCGGCUCCCUUUCCGGCAAGAUAUCGAAUGGAUGAAGAUCGCAGGCGUCGAGAGCGCCCGUUUGAAGAAGCGACAACGUGAUCUCGCGAUGGCCCACGAGGGUGAUGAUCAGGACCCAUUUCCUCCGGUGACCUCUCAAGCUGCUGAAGGAGAUGAAGAUUACGAAGAUGAGUUCAACGACGAAGGAAGAACUCGCAAACGUCGUCGAGGCGAACAGCCUUGCAAGCAGUCCAAGCCAAUGUCGAUGCAGGAUGCUGAGAUCAGAGCUAUGCAAGUCGCUCUAGAAGCAAACGCAGACAGGCCUGGAAAGAAGAAGAAGAAGAAGGGGGCGGCAGGCGACGACCAAGCGCAGGAGCCGCGAGCUACAACAAAAAGCAAGGUUUCCAAACUCAGAACUGCAAGACCAUCUAGAGCCAAGGCAACAGGCAAGUCGACAGCGAAAGGACCCCGCAGGACUCUCAAAGCCCAGCAAGAAGUCGAGCGCGCAAUCAAGCAGACAGCUUCACUUUUCAACGCCAAUGUGUUUGAGCUGCAGGCCAGCAUGGGAGCCGCAGACCAGCCAACGUUCCGUACAAAGAACAAAGCGGAAGCUCUCAAGGAACUCAUUGCUAGCGUUCCUAUCCAGGAUAAGAAGCAGGCGAGGAACGACAUGAACACCCUGAUACAGGCAUCGAAGGAGUUUGACGGUCAAUUUUCUUGCAAACUUGAACCCAGUGGAAAUUGGAUAGUUAGAGGGAUGAAGACAUCUCUCAAGGGAUAUCAGGUGCUGGGCAGUGCCUUCAUGCGUCGCCGUGAGAACGACGAAAAAGAGCCCAAAGGAGGCUUGAUGGCGGACCAGAUGGGGCUUGGUAAGACGCUGAUGAUGCUCGCGAACAUUGUCAACUCGCGCGAUGCCAUGAUCAAGAACAAGGGAUUUGGUCCCAGAACCACGCUUCUAGUUGCAAGUCCCAAUCUACUUUACCAGUGGGGAGCUGAGAUUGCGCAACAUACCAACUGCAACUUGAAGGUUAUGCGUUAUGGGUCCGGCCAUCGCCUUGACUCAACCCACGCUAUAUCCAUCCUCGAGACCCACGACAUCAUCCUCACCACCUACGGCGAGGUGAUGAAGUCGUAUCCAAAAAACAACCCGCCGAUCGAGUGCCAGACUGCCGAGGAAAAGAUUGCCUGGUGGAAGGAGACAUACAUCAACCAUCGAGGUGUUCUGCAUCAGAUGAAAUUCAAGCGUAUCGUUCUGGACGAAGCCCAAAUGAUCAAAAACCACCAGAGCCGAACAUCGAUCGCCUGUCGCGCUCUCAUAGCCGAUCACAAGUGGGCGCUAAGCGGCACGCCCAUCAUGAACGGCCUGGAAGAGCUCUAUCCUUACUUCAAGUUUCUCAACGUUCCGCACACGGGUAGCUUCAAGAUCUUCAAGCACAACUACUGCGGCAGUGGUAACGGCGAGAACGCGGAGCGCCUCCUUGUUCGCCUUUCCCAAUUCAUGAUUCGUCGCACCCACGCUGACAGAAUGUUCAAUGCGCCCAUACUGAAGCUGCCGCAGGCUAACCAGAGCACAUACUGGUGCAAAUUCAACUCAGUCGAGCGAAGCAUCUACAUUAUCGUCCAACAGCGCUUUGCCCAGAAGAUCAACUUGUUAGCCGAGGAAGGCACGUUGGAAAGGUCGUACAACAGUAUCUUGGUCAUGCUACUACGCCUUCGACAGCUCAGCGCCCAUGUGCUCAUGCUGCAGUUCGUCUUGAAAGAUCUCCUACAACGUGAAGACAUUGAGCGCAUCAAAGAGGUGGUCAAGCAGCAAGCCGCUUCCUCGUACGCUGAUCAGGAUCGCACUAUACUUGCCAUCCGAAAGCAAUUAGAGGCUCAUGAAUCGAAAGAGAAGAAGAAGUCGGCUACCAAAACCGCGCGCAAGCUUGCCGCCGAAGACGCUGCAAGGAAGGCAGGUACAGAAUACGUCGAGCCAGAUGAUGAUUGUGAAGACUACGAUGACGACGACGCUCCUGUCGAAGUUGCACGAGACGGUGAGACAGACGGAACGGGGAAAGGCGACCAUGGCGGCGCAAGACGCCACAGUUCAGGAAAAGCAUUCGGCAAGAGCUACAACUUCAAGCCGUUUGUGAACAGCCUCACGGUCGGCGAGGAGUGGGAGAAGAAGAAAGAAAAGGCAAAAUGCGCCGAGUGCGGCAAGCAGCCUCACAAGCCUUGGAAGACGGCGUGUGGGCACCUGAUGUGUGAUGGCUGCUACGAGGAGGUUAUGGCGGCUGCAGCGGAGGAAGAGAGGGCCAACGGAACCUGCAAAGCCUGUGGCCAGAUUGUUGGCGCGUGCGCCCCUUGUGACGAUGAAGAUGCUGACGACACGCCGGGGUCUAGCCGAACGCGCGGUAAGGCUGCGCAGAAGAAAAAGAGAGAGAAGGAGCGUCUGGAUCAUGAGGAUAUCGCAGACGACUGGCUGAGUCUGGGGGGUAAGGAUGUGUUGCCCUCCGCCAAGACCAAGGCCGUCAAGGCUCAAAUCCUCAACUGGACCCAGGAGAAUCCGACGGUCAAGAUCAUCAUCUACACGCAAUUUCUGGCGAUGAUCCGCAUUCUCGCGAAGGUCUGCCACCACGAAGGCUGGGGAACAGAAGAGUAUCAUGGCAAGAUGAGUCUGCAAGCGCGCGACAAGACGAUCAAGAAGUUUGCCAGCGACCCAGAGUCGAGGAUUUUGCUGGCUUCUCUUCGGUGCGGAGGUCUGGGACUCAACCUGACCAUGGCGUCCAGGGUCAUCAUGAUCGAUCCGUGGUGGAACGAGGCAUCGGAGCAGCAGGCUUUUUGCCGAGUCUUCCGCAUCGGGCAGCGAGACGAGACGUUCAUGAGCCGGCUGUGCGUCGAAGACACUGUCGACGAGCGACUCGUUGAGAUGCAGAAGAACAAGAAGAAGGAGAUUGACGGGGUGAUGGAAGACCGUGGAAAGAAGACGAAGAACCUGGACAUUGCCGACCUGAUGCGGCUCUUUGGCAACAUCGACGAGGCUGACGACGGAAGGCCCUUUAUUGUGGUCGACAACCCUGCUGCAACCGGUGGCUUCCGUGCUGACAGCGACGACGAGGGGUACGCGGAUGAGGCUUGA